UGACAACUGACUGAGUUAACUACCCGUCUAUACUGUUACCAUUGAGAGAAACUAGAAGCUGAGGCUUGGCAAAUAAGGGUUCUCCUAUUCACCGUAUUUGUAAUCUCUCAGACCAAGAUUUCGUAUCCCUCACCUUUCGUUUGUGCGGUUCGCAUAUGAAUAUCAGGACAGAGACACACAAACACUUGGAGCUACGUUUCUUGAGAAGCGCAAGUCAAGCAGCAAGGAUACGGCAAUGGCCACCGCAGAGAAGUCCAGGAAGAGGCCUUCGAAGGACGAGGGUGGCGGCAGCAAGAAGAAGCGAAGGCGAGCCCAGGAAGACGAUGCCGACAUCGACACCCAGGCCGGCCUCAACAAGGCCUUUGAGCGGAUGGACGGCCAGCUGCUGGCCGACCACCUCGCCCAGAAGACAAGGCGCUUCGGCACCGACCUGAGCUCGAUCGAGCUGUCGGACUUGUACAUUUCAGCCAACUUCAUCAAGGACACCACCUCGUGGGCGAAGCCGCGGACGCUGGAGAAUCUGCCGGACUUCCUGGAGGCGUUCGUCGAGGACCCGAAGGAGCUCGGGGCAGCCCCAAAAGACAAGGGCGCCCCGCACACCAUCGUCGUCACCGGGGCUGGCCUGCGCGCUGCCGAGCUUGUCAGGUCGUUGAGGAAGUUCCAGACGAAGGGGACACCGGUGGCAAAGCUGUUUGCAAAACACAUCAAGCUAGAGGAGGCUGUCUCGUUCCUCAGCAAGGCACGAACGGGCAUCGCCGUCGGGACUCCCGUGCGACUGAUGGAUCUCCUCGACAAUGGCGCGCUCUCUGUAGAACACCUCAGGAGGGUCGUGAUCGAUGCUUCGCACGUCGAUCAGAAGAAGCGCGGGGUCAUGGACUCGGGAGAUACCAUGAUCCCCCUUGCCAGAUGGCUGUCUAGGAAGGAGUUCAAGGAGAGAUAUGCGGACCCGGAAAGUCCUGUCGAUUUGAUGUUCUAUUGACCGUUCUGGCGGUGAGACCUGUCGUACACGCGAAGGCAAUUAGUGAUGUAAUUGUCUAUUUUGUGCCUCCGAGGGACUGGCGGAUAGGGGCUAGAGAGGGGGAGAAAGCGAGGAGGGCACCUUCGCAAAGUCAUCAAAUUUCGAUACCCGACGCCUGUCAAUUCCCAUCUUAUUGGUGAC
Messenger RNA from Phialemonium atrogriseum, 1159 nucleotides. RefSeq names its product U3-containing 90S pre-ribosomal complex subunit-domain containing protein. Lineage: Eukaryota; Fungi; Ascomycota; Sordariomycetes; Cephalothecales; Cephalothecaceae. The transcript has 5 exons. Bases 236 to 979 code for a protein of 247 amino acids. The record is from RefSeq and is a predicted model, not a curated record. Gene Ontology annotation, cellular component: nucleus; 90S preribosome.